ACGCAGCAUAGUACGGCAAAAACAUUUCUUGACUCUCACAAAUCUACCACGUAUCUAAUAAUCUCUUACAAAUUCUUCUCUUCAUCUCCACCAAAAUAGCAAAAAUAAAAUAAAAACCUUAACAAACACAGACCCAAAAUUUUCUCAUACUUUAAACUAGCUAGAUGUAGCUUAAUCCAAAAAAAAAAAAAAAAGUUCCUAAAAGGUGUUACAAUAUUUUCUUGAAAAAUUAAGGUACUAAGUUUCACUCUACUCUGUUUUUUUCUUCUGUUUUUGGUUUCUUGAUGGCUUUGUAUAAUAGGAAGAUGUUAGUUAUAACUACAAAAAAUAUGGCAAUUUGUGUGAAUUGUUUAACAGAAAAGUGUCCUGAUGAAUGUGGGGUGAUGGUUCCUGUUUUGUCACCACCUUUUAAUCCUGUUAGAAGUGAAAGCAAUCAUAUGCCUUAUUAUUUUAUAAUCUUGCUUUGUGUUCUUGGAGCAAUAUUUGUGUUCAUUUGUUAUAUGAUUACUCUCAAGAAGUACAAAAUGAAUACACCAAGAAGUGAUGAAUAUUUGGAUAGAAAUAGUGAAGAUUUUGUUGAUGAGAAUAAUGGACCAGUUGUGGAUAAUCCUAUUUGGUAUAUACAUACAAUUGGACUGCCUAAAUCUGUUAUUGAUUUGAUACCUGAGUUUAAGUAUAAUAAGGUUGAAAAUUUGGUUGAAGGGAUUGAUUGUUCUGUUUGUUUAACUGAAUUUGAAGAAGAUGAGAAGCUUAGGCUAUUGCCUAAAUGUAGCCAUGCUUUUCAUGUUACUUGUAUUGAUACUUGGUUGAGUUCACAUACGAAUUGUCCGUUGUGUCGUGCUCCGAUUGUUUCGGAUUUAAAUGCUGCACUAGGAUUGAACAAUAGUGUAAAUGACUCCAUAUCAAUUGAGGUCAAUAAUCCAGUGGAGAAUGGAAGUGCUCGCGAUGGUUUGGAAAAUCAAGAAUUGGAUGAGGGGGAAAAUCGCGAUGCCUUGCCGAAUGAAGAAGGAAAAAUUGCGCGAAUUUUGGAGAAAAUGACUUGUGUUGUUGAUGAAAGAGGAAAAGGGUUGCGAGUAUUUAGUGAUUUAGCUGAGCACCGGGUGAAAGUAAAUGAUAAAAUGCAGCCCGACCGGGGGUCAGUUUCAAUGAAUUCAUUUGUUGUUUCGGUGACUCAACUGAAUUUGGGAAAUGGCGAAGGGUGUUCGAAUUCGGGUGAUCAACCGGUUGAAGGGAAGACGGAAAAUUCUGAUGCAGCUGCGAAAAGAGGGAAUAAGAACUCGAGCUUAUAUGAAGCGAUGAAGAGUUCUUCCUUCGGUCGUUCUUUGCAAAAAGUUCCAAUUUGUAUGAAAAGGUCCUUUUCUUCUACUAGUGGGAAGUGUUCGAUAUCGACAAGUGAAAAAGAGGUGAAGAAGCCAAAUGAUGAAGGAAAAAUUGCAGGAAUUUUGGAAAAAAUGAAUCGUGCUGUUGAUGAAAGGGGAAAAGGGUUGCGAGUAUUUAGUGAUUUAGCUGAGCACCGGGUGAAAGUAAACGAUAAAAUGCAGCCCGACCGGAGGACAGUUUCAAUGGAUUCAUUUGUUGUUUCGGUGACUCAAUUGAAUUCUGGAAAUGGCGAAGGGUGUUCGAAUUCAGGUGAUCAACCGGUUGAAGGGAAUGCAGAAAAUUCGGAUACAGCUGCGAAAAGAGGGAAUAGGAACUCGAGCUUAUAUGAAGCAAUGAAGUGUUCUUCCUUCGGUCGUUCUCUGCAAAAAGUGCCUAUUUGUAUGAAAAGGUCCUUUUCUUCUACUAGUGGGAAGUGUUGUUCGAUAUCCACAAAUGAUAAAGAGAAAGAGGUUAAGAACCAAGACAAUCAAUGUAAGUGAAGCUGAAAGACUUUUGCUUUCUUGAAUUUUAGUAGGGGUUCGAGUUUUUGCAUUCGGAAGCCAAUCAUAAACAUAUUGACAAAUAGUGUCUGCAUAAUAAGAACUGAUGAACAGCUGAAUUAAGCUGAUUCACAAUCUUCAAAG
Messenger RNA from Lycium ferocissimum, 2003 nucleotides. Its product is annotated as E3 ubiquitin-protein ligase Os04g0590900-like. The record is from RefSeq and is a predicted model, not a curated record. The transcript has a single exon. Gene Ontology annotation, biological process: protein ubiquitination. Gene Ontology annotation, molecular function: transferase activity. NCBI's taxonomy places the organism in Eukaryota, Viridiplantae, Streptophyta, Magnoliopsida, Solanales, Solanaceae. Bases 285 to 1859 code for a protein of 524 amino acids.